CGGCUGAGGAGCCGUCGGGGGCCGGCUCGGAGGAGCUGAUCAAGUCGGACCAGGUGAACGGCGUUCUGGUGCUGAGCCUUCUGGACAAAAUCAUCGGCGCCGUCGACCAGAUCCAGCUGACCCAAGCCCAGCUGGAGGAGCGGCAGGCAGAGAUGGAAGGCGCGGUGCAGAGCAUCCAGGGUGAGCUGAGCAAGCUGAGCAAGGCGCACGCCACCACGAGCAACACCGUGAGCAAGCUGCUGGAGAAGGUGCGCAAGGUCAGCGUCAACGUGAAGACCGUGCGCGGCAGCCUGGAGCGCCAGGCCGGCCAGAUCAAGAAGCUGGAGGUCAACGAGGCCGAGCUACUGCGGCGCCGGAACUUUAAAGUCAUGAUCUACCAGGAUGAGGUGAAACUGCCGGCCAAACUGAGCAUUGGCAAGUCGCUGAAAGAGUCAGAGGCGCUGCCCGAGAAGGAGGGCGACGAGCUGGGCGAGGGCGAGCGGCCAGAGGAGGACGCGGCGGCCCUCGAGCUGUCGUCGGACGAGGCGGUGGAGGUGGAGGAGGUCAUCGAGGAGUCGCGCGCGGAGCGCAUCAAGCGCAGUGGCCUGCGGCGCGUGGACGACUUCAAGAAGGCCUUCUCCAAGGAGAAGAUGGAGAAGACCAAGGUGCGCACCCGCGAGAACCUGGAGAAGACGCGCCUCAAGACCAAGGAGAACCUGGAGAAGACGCGGCACACCCUGGAGAAGCGCAUGAAUAAGCUGGGCACACGCCUGGUGCCCGCCGAGCGGCGCGAGAAGCUCAAGACAUCUCGCGAGAAGCUGCGCAAGUCCUUUACGCCCGACCACGUGGUCUACGCGCGCUCCAAGACCGCGGUGUACAAGGUGCCGCCCUUCACCUUCCACGUCAAGAAGAUCCGCGAGGGCGAGGUGGAGGUGGUGCGGGCCACCGAGAUGGUGGAGGUGGGCGCCGACGACGACGACGAGGGCGGCGCGGAGCGCGGCGAGGCCGCUGACCUGCUGCGCGGGAGCAGCCCCGACGUGCACACGCUGCUGGAGAUCACCGAGGAGUCGGACGCCGUGCUGGUGGACAAGAGUGACAGCGACUGAGCAGGGGUGCGGGCUCCGCUGGGGGCGCCUCGCUCCGCCUCUCCCCGCCCCCGCUCCACUCCUCUCCCUUCCUGAACUUUCUCUGUCGCUUUCUCCCUCAGCCUGCCUUGGAACGGGUUGAGGUCUUUUUCUAAAUCGAAAACCCUUCUCCUCUAGUUGAAAAGCACCCCUCCAAGUCCUCCAGCUGUCGAGACCGGAGAGCGGAGAGCAAGGUAGCCCCCCCAAAGGACAGCCCCGAUUGGACACAGUCCAGGUGGAAACUGGUCGUCCAAGUCAGGGAUCUAGAGAAAAUGGCUGAUUCCACAGUUGGAUCUCCCUUGGGGGCAGCCCUCCUUUCAGCCCUACCCAUGCACUCACCCUGCUGCCAUGAUUCCUGCUCGCUGCUGCUCUUCUUACUACCUCUCGCCCUGAUCCCUGGAGGUCUCAAAGCCAACAUUACCCAAAGAAGAGUGAAUUCUGAAGGGGACCCUUGCCCCCUACUAGAAGAACAUGAAAGCAGCGUUGGGGGAAGCCUGGGGCAAUGGGGGAGGGAGGGUGGAGUGAGCCCUGACCCUGGAUGAGGCUUCAGCUAGGCUGUGUCUGCACAGGGUCCCAUCAAUAUAGGCUGGAGCCCGGCGGAGCUGGGGUGGGGCCGGGGAAGGACACAUGUGCACGGUUCCGCAUCUGCACACAGGAGCACUGCCUAUGGCUUUGGGAAGGAGAAUGGGAAACGGGAGAAAGUAGAAAUGAGUGAAGAGAUGAGUCCCCUUUAUUAGCAGCGUGAAGAACCCAGGACAAGAACCCCAUCUUGCUGGGGUUCUCAGAGGACAGCAGGACUAUUUUCAAGGUCAGGAGGGAGGACAGUGUGAGAAAGCUAUGAUCUAAACAGGAGAGAGAGAGAGGAUAGAGAGAGAGAGGCCUCACAAGAUCCCUCAGCUGCGGUCUGGAUGGCGCCCCCAGGAGCAGCCCAUUUCUCAGAGCACAGAAAACGACGGUCCCAGAAGAGGGCAGCCCAGAAGAGGGCAGCAGCAGGCUGCCGGGAGGUGGCGUUGGGGGCGGUGCUUAGGGCAGGCCACCACGCGGAGAGCUGGCGAGGGUGGGGAGAGCCCUGGCACACUCCGCACUCCGUGCAGUUUCUUUUCUAGAUCCUUCUCUAGAGCUAGCAUCAUAAAGCUGCAGAGCUUGCCAAGACCUUCCUGGCUUGUUUCCUUGUUCUUGGGGCAGUGGCUUUCCUGAAUCUUUGGGGGGGAGGGACUGCUGAUUUCUGCAGUCCACUCACAGGUUCUCUUCAAGACGCUUGGGUCCCCUUCAAGAUGCUUCAGCCCGCGUUCUUCCCCAUUAAAGGGGACUGGCCAGAAGCAAGGACAGCCCUUCCCCUCAAGUUUCUCCCCGCUCCCCAUCGACCCUCACUCUUCCAUAUCUUCCUUGCUCUGUUUUAGCUCAUUGUUUUAAGGGGUGGGGGGAGGGAGCCUAGGGACACAAACCUUUUAUACAGUACAAAGCUUUGCCUUUUUUUUUUUUUUCCCUUUUCCUAUUUUCAGCUCCCUUCUUCCCUCUGAAUGGUUGGAGACACAUCAGUUGAGGGAGGAUGGGCUUGCGGGACAAGGUCCCUUGGUGCUGAGGGGCUGAAGGGGACUGAGUUGUGAGCAGUUGUAGUUUCCUGCAGGCUCUGGGGAGCCUCUCACGUCGCUGUGUCCUGGUGAGCAGCCUGACCAAUAAACCCUGCUUUUCUAAAAAGGA
Molecule: messenger RNA, 2804 nt
Organism: Tupaia belangeri chinensis (Chinese tree shrew)
Lineage: Eukaryota; Metazoa; Chordata; Mammalia; Scandentia; Tupaiidae
Gene: CAVIN1
Product: caveolae associated protein 1
Biological process (GO): termination of RNA polymerase I transcription; transcription initiation at RNA polymerase I promoter
Cellular component (GO): cytoplasm; caveola
Molecular function (GO): rRNA primary transcript binding
Source: RefSeq, a predicted model, not a curated record